Vitrella brassicaformis is the source of this 1361-nucleotide messenger RNA. Lineage: Eukaryota; Vitrellaceae. The record is from the annotation of a GenBank genome assembly.
CUUCAGGCAGGGACCUUGAUUGAUUGUGACUGACAUCCGUCGUUCUCUGUCCACUUGUGCUGCUUUCCCCGCUACUCCCCGACACACAUGUAUCCUCUAUGGAUGGAUUCGCCCGCCCCCUGUCAUGCACAUGGAGGCACACCUGUGUUUCAGGCGGGCGGGGCGGAUAGCUGAUGGACUGACUGGUCAGAUUCUGCACAUGCAUUCCUUGUCGACGAUCGAGUAGAAGCACGUGCCGUUCUUCUCCCCCUCGACACACUUGUUUGUUCUCAUUUCCGCGUGGGGCUGCCAACAAUCACCGUAUUCGCCACACCAACACGUACAAUGGUAUAUGCGCUGCCACACACACACACACACACACACACACACACGUACACAUAACCACGAGGUUGGUGUGGAUGGGAGAGAUCAGUGCAUGUGUGCAUUGGUUGUUGGUUGCGGUAGACUCACCUUGCACUCCUUCAUUGUGUCGAAGUAGCUGCAUGUUUGGUAUUCCCAGGGAGCCUCAGGGAGGGUUGCCGUAGCAGGUGCCGUGUCGUUGCGGGAGGCUGUCAAGGUGGCCAUGCGGUGCAGGAAGGGACGGGCCUUAACCUGGCCCAGGACACCGGCCGACAGAGACUUUGAAGCUGCAUGAGACACACACGCACCGUGACGGAGACGGGCGGUUCUGCCGCCCUUCUCCUUUUCGACACGCACCCACCCAGGUUGGUGGCAUUGAUGCGUUGCUGGUGGGCUUGCGCAGGUUGGUUGACCGACAGGCACAUUACCAGUGCAAUACCGACAGCCAUCAUGAUGAAAUUCAGCGUCUUGGACAGCAUCGUUCGUCUAGGCGUCUCUCGAACGAAGAGAUGAUUCAGCUGUAUCAGGAUGGGGCAGACAAGGAAUGGCUCAAAGCAGCGUUCCUCUCGCGUCUCAAAUCCGAGACGGGGGGCUAGUGGGGGCGAAUUUGGGGCCAUCAUCCAUCGGCCCUCUCUCCCCUCCAUCCCCCGCGUCCCUAGGUGGUUCUUUGCUCGUCGCUGGUUGCGCUGCUGCUGCCGGAGCGGCCCGCCUUGUCCGCAGCCAUGACCUCUACUGAACCCAUCCCCCGCCGCGGAGAGCUCGAAGUCACUGCGGAAGGUGGGUUCGUCGAUGUGAGCCCCCUGCUCCACAGGCAGCUGCUGCUGACGAAAACACACGUACACACACAUACACAUAAGUACCAGCAAGGUGAUGCGGGCGGGCACUCUCCUCACUUUGAUGACAUCAAAGUGAGCGGAUUUCACGCAAUCUGACCUCAUCUGCGGCAGCGGCCAUCCUCUCUGCUUCUGUCUGCCUUCUGUGGCCUCCCGUCGUCCGCAGAAAGGCGCGGCGAGAUUUUCGCG